UUACAAGCCCUCUCCACCGCUUACAUCAGGAAGUAUAUUUGUAUUUAUUCUGUUUUACUGCUGCAAGCUGAUUUCUACCUGGAAAACCAGCCUGCUGAUGAAAGUACAUCCGAACAGUGUCCUUAGAUAGAAAAAUCAGCCUAAUAUGAGUCACCGUUCUCGAGCCUCCAGGGUCCAGCAGCAUCUCCACUGUGACUCAUGCUACAGUCGGCGCUGUAGGGCUAGGGUGGAAGUUUCUGUGAGCUGUGCUCUUGUCCCUUGCCGUCUCCUUUGUGGAGCAGUUUUCCACCUGUGCAAAGAGGAGGACCACCUGCUGCUCUGCCCCAACGUGAGGGUGCCCUGCCUCAACGCCCACUACGGCUGCCCGGCCCAGAUGCCCCGCUCCGCCCGAGCGGCUCACCUGCAGGCGUGCCCGGCCAGCGUGGUGUGCUGCUCCAUGGAGUGGCUCCGCUGGCCGGCUGAUGAGACAAACCCACAUAGCUUUAACGCCUUGCAGGACAAUGUGAUGAAGGAAUGUGACAUGCAGGGAGAGGCUCUGGAUGUUGCCAUGGCUCUGGUUGACCAGUCAGACCUGUACGCACGCCUCAAAAUGAAGACUAUUUAUCCAGAGCUCAUGGAACAAGAAGAGGAGGAGAUAAAGGAGGAGAUCAAAGAGGACAUAGCAGUCGGAGGACUUGGUGUUCAAGACCAAAGUCCCAAUGAAGGCCUUCCUGUAAGCAGAAUGUGGGAAAGUAAUACUGUGGAAGACACUGCUCAGAAUGUUGUUACACAACCUUCACAGAUCAACAAAGAGAAAUACAAUCUGUUUGAGAUGAUGUUCAACAUGGACAGAGGCGCCUGUGCUGUCGCUCAGGAGAAUUUAGAAAAUCAAAAACAAAAACCUGCACAGCAGGGAAGAAGCCAGAAUCUGACAGCUCAGGAGAGGCAGGACAAAACACGGGCUGAACAGAAACAUAUAGAGGGGGAUAGUUCUGCUGCGGCCAGAAGCUGCCCUCCACCUGACACCAGUAAGACCGGCCAGGCCCCUUGGCAGGAAGGGGUUCUGGACCGUCUGGGGCAGGAGCUCACUCCGCACGAGUACAACAUGUACAUGGUGCAUCAUGGACGCAUGCUGCUUGCCUUCGGCCAGAUAGAUGCCUGCACUCCAAGAAAGAGAGACUUUGUAUAUGGCAGCCUGGAGCCAAUUCCAGUGCAGACCCUGCGCUCUUUCAAGGUCCCUGUAAGUUAUCGAUACAAAAGGCGGGUUCAUCUGGAUCUUUACGAGAUCACUGGACGGGUGCAGACUGAACAGCGAGGUGUGGACACAUCAGACCUUGGAGCUAGUGAAGAGGACUGGUUUUCAGAUGAAGCUGCUGCAACUCUGCUUGGCUAUGCUGAAAUAGCAGUCAUGGGUCACAAGAUCAGUGAUACAAAGGGAGCAGACGGGCUCUAUGCGGACGUUGGAACACAGACACAUUCUUUUCGCACAGCUCCCUUCAAGCAGAACACCACCCUGGUAGAACUGAUGGUGGACCGACCACAGAAGCUUCUUCUGCAGCUCCAGGCAGAGAGCGUGAACAGCAGAAACAACAGAGCCAGCUGUGCGUUCACCUUCCUCUGUGGUCACACUUUCCACCGCAAAGAGUUCGCCUCACACUUCAGGAACGUUCACAGUGAUAUCCAGAUGUGUCUGAGCGAUUGGUUUGAACAGCGGUGCCCCCUGGCGUAUCUGGGAUGCACAUACAGGCAGAGAAGGUUUCAUCCGUCCACACAGAAGGCCACAGUCAACUACAAUCAGCAUCUGAGGUGUUUCAACUUGCGCCCAGAUGUUCCUCCCUCUCUGGACAACAGCUCCUCCGGGUGCAGAGCAGACUCCUCCGCUGUUCAGAGAAAGAGCAAAUGUCAAGCUAGAGAAGGGGAAGACUGGCUAAGCUCAUUGCCCUACGAGGUGCUGUGCCACGUGGCCGGUUUCCUGGACAGCCUGUCCCUGUCCCAGCUGGCUCUGGUGUCCCGUCUCAUGAGGCAGGUGUGCUCCUCUCUGCUGCAGAAAAGAGGGAUGGUGACCCUUCGCUGGGAGAGGACAAACACCUCACGUGGGGAAGCCAAGUGGAAGUCCAGACCUGUGUGGGAGUUCAGUCAUCUGUUCUCCACAGUAGAUUCAUGGGAAAUGGCUGACAUACCUCCUAUUUCUGCUCAUCUGAAAGUCUGUCCUUACUACCAGAGAACUGAGCACAGGGAGACGUUUCCCCUCCCCUUCAUUACUGAGAAACAGGAGAAAAAUUUGAAGGGUUCAAGUCUCCUCAAUCAUUUUACAGGAAGAAAAUGACAAUAAUGAAGACUUAGGGAGGAGGAACGGUGUUUCCUGGAAACUCUGUUUCUCAUGUUUAACUCAAACCACUUUAUAAUUAAAUGUAUCAUUACAUUUAGGAUUUAGGGUUAUUACGUGACAAUCUCUAAACCCUGUAAAUACCUGCAGAACUCAAGGAACCACGCCUUUUAAAGCUUAAUCUACUCUACCCUAACAACCUAAACCCAAAUAUCCGACAACCCAAUCCUCCUCUGAAGACUCACCUUCACCACACCACUGGCACAGGCACAAACAUAUAACAAGUUGCAGUUAGGGGCAACUGUGUCUCAGGUGAUAGGAGUCCGGUGUAACCGGUGGGAUGCCGGUUUGAACCCCCGCUCUGUCCGUCUCAGUCUUUGUGUCCUUGGGCAAGACACUUCACCUGCCUUGCCUGCUGAUGGUGGUCAGAGGGUUAAGUGGCACCGAUUGUAUGGCAGUUUUCUGUCAGUCUGCCACUGGGCAGCUGACAGCUUACCACUGUCAGUGGGUGAAUAGGUGAAUGAAUGGGUGGAUGACUGAUUGUAGCACUUUAGAGUCCUCAGAUUUGAUGAAGCACUAUACAAGUACACGUCAUUUACCAUUUAUAACUGUGAACUUUUUAAGCACCAACAAGAGCAACACUCUUAAGUUUAUUGAGUUAACAGGCUUGUUUGCAGAAGAUUUGUGUUAAAUUGUCAGCCUACUGACUACCGAGAGUUUGCUGCACACUUGGUUUAACCACACUACUGUAGUAAAAUCACUGCACCAAAAACAGCAGAAAACAUGUUGUAAUGUCUCACUUCCCAUAGAUGCUCCAUUAGAACCAGGUCCAUAUUGCCCAUUUGAAUAAAUCUGUAUAUAAUACA
Molecule: messenger RNA, 3171 nt
Organism: Girardinichthys multiradiatus
Lineage: Eukaryota; Metazoa; Chordata; Actinopteri; Cyprinodontiformes; Goodeidae
Product: F-box only protein 40-like
Exons: 9
Coding region: 146-2305 (719 amino acids)
Cellular component (GO): cytoplasm
Molecular function (GO): ubiquitin protein ligase activity; protein binding; zinc ion binding
Source: RefSeq, a predicted model, not a curated record